AUGAACGCCGACAAUCUGUAUGGGUAUAUCCCGUCCCUCGCGGCAGGAAUCAUCUUCAUUAUCCUCUUCGCUGGCACAACCUUCUUUCAUGUAUUCCAAUUGACCAGGGAACGAUGCUGGUACUUUAUUCCAUUUGUGGUGGGCGGAUUCUUUCAGAUCGUCGGAUACAUCUGCCGCGUCGUCGCCCGCAAUGACCUCACCUCCGUGACCGUUUACGCGUUACAAUCGGUCUUGAUCCUGCUCGCGCCGCCGCUAUACGCCGCCUCGGUGUAUAUGGUUCUCGGCCGGACCGUCACCUACCUUCGCGCCGGGAACCUGAGCCUGAUUCGCGUCCGCUGGAUGACCAAGAUCUUCGUGUCGGGCGACGUUUUCUCCUUCCUGCUUCAAUCUGCCGGUGGUGGCCUCAUGGCGGCGGGCACUGCUUUUUUCGGGUUCUUCGUCAUUGUCGCCGCAAUCUUCCACGUCCGCAUUAACGAGCACCCCACUCCCAAAUCGCGGCAUGAGCGCGCAGAGACUAGUGUCCAGGGUUGGCGGCAGCGCAACUGGGUAACCGUUCUACUGGCGCUGUACGUGGUCAGCGCUUUGAUCUUGAUCAGGUGUAUUUUCCGACUUGUCGAGUACAAGGAUGGCUUUGACGGGUAUAUCAUGACCCAUGAGGCGUUUGGGUAUAUUUUCGACGCGCUAUUGAUGUUUAUCGCCAUGGUUGUUAUGAACGUGUAUCACCCCGCGGGAAUUCUUGGGGAUGGCAAGGGAGGCAAUCGGCGGCACUCCGAGUACAGCGAGGCUGUUCAGCUGUAG
Molecule: messenger RNA, 798 nt
Organism: Penicillium canariense
Lineage: Eukaryota; Fungi; Ascomycota; Eurotiomycetes; Eurotiales; Aspergillaceae
Product: RTA1 domain-containing protein
Exons: 3
Coding region: 1-798 (265 amino acids)
Cellular component (GO): membrane
Source: RefSeq, a predicted model, not a curated record